AUGUCCUUGAAUGAGAGAUCGUCAAGCCAAGGAGUUAACAAAUCUCAAAGAUGCAACGAGUCAACGGAAAUUAAGUAUGAUCCGGUGAGCAGCACUCUAAAUGUUGAUGGAUUGACGAGUCGGAUUGACGGUGCAACGACACCACUUGUUGACUACUCUUUCUCGGAUGACUCUUUUAGCGAAGAGAAGAUCGUUUCAAGCUCAUUAUCGGUGGAGAACAUUGACAAGAGAAAGUCGCUUGAAACUACUCAGAUUACCACUACAACUUCGGUAAUGAAUGACGAGAAAGCUGAACAAGUGAUGAUUGAUUUGCAAAGAAGCAUGGAGAAUGAGCCCCAAUCAUUGCAAAAUCUUGCCGCUCAGCAUGAACAAAAUCUUGCCGCUCAGCAAGUGAUCGGCGAUUUGCAAGAGAACAAAAAGAACGAGCCAAAAGCGCAAAAUCUCGCCGUUCAAAAGGCACAAGAUCGACAAGCCAAAGCUCAUGAGCGUUGGAAGACUAAAAUAGCAGCGAUCAUCCGUAAAGCGGUCACCGAUUUGGGGUCAACGCAGCAAAAUCACACGCCAGGUAAUGUAAAGCAAUCAAUAGUGGUGUCUCCGCUCGUCAUGAAGAAAGCUCUAGAUCUAGUCGAUGAGCGCCGCUCCAAACAAGACUCUCUGCUCGACAUGAAAAGACGAGCCGAUCAAAAAAAUAAA
Molecule: messenger RNA, 693 nt
Organism: Mesorhabditis belari
Lineage: Eukaryota; Metazoa; Nematoda; Chromadorea; Rhabditida; Rhabditidae
Source: the annotation of a GenBank genome assembly